Molecule: messenger RNA, 1437 nt
Organism: Dunckerocampus dactyliophorus (ringed pipefish)
Lineage: Eukaryota; Metazoa; Chordata; Actinopteri; Syngnathiformes; Syngnathidae
Gene: syngr2a
Product: synaptogyrin 2a
Exons: 4
Coding region: 128-796 (222 amino acids)
Cellular component (GO): synaptic vesicle membrane; neuromuscular junction
Source: RefSeq, a predicted model, not a curated record
CUUGUAGGCGGGUUUGGCAAAGUUCCCAGGAAGCAGUUUGACGUCGCACCAACAAGAACGGUUUUCCGGCUAGUUUCCUAACUUUUUUUUUCCAAAGACACAUUGUUGCGAGUCACACAAUAGAAAGAUGCAAAACAGCGCCUAUGGAGCCCCGCUGGCCGGUGGCGCUUUCGAUUUCGGAGGCUUUGCAAGAAAGCCACAAACUAUUUUGCGGUGCUUGAGCUGGCUCUUUGCCAUCGUGGUGUUUGCAACCAUCACGGCAGAGGGCUACGUCAACACGUCGCAGCAGCCGGAAGCCAGGUGCAUGUUUAACCACAAAGACAGCGCUUGCAGCUACGGAGUGGGCAUAGGCAUCCUGGCCUUCUUGGCGUGUGUCGCCUUCCUGGUGCUGGACGCUCACUUCCCGCAGAUCAGCAACGCCAAGGAGAGAAGAUACAUCGUCAUUGCAGACUUGGGCUUCUCGGCCACGUGGACAUUCCUGUGGUUCAUCUGCUUCUGUGUCCUGGCCAACCAGUGGUCCUUGACCACCGACCUCGCUGUCCCGGCUGAUGCUGCACGGGCUGUUGUGGCGUUCUCCUUCUUCUCCUUCCUCUCCUGGGGUCUGCUGGUCUAUUCCGCCUACACGAGGUACCGCCAAGGCCUGACCGACUUGGCCCAGCAGUACACAGACCCCGCCACCGACCAUAACGCCCCCUACCCUGCAGCGCCAUACGCCACCGACCCCGCUGGCUACCAGCAGUCUCCUUUCUCCCAAACCCCGGAGAACCCCGGAGAGUACCAGCCGCCAGUUUAUUGAAGGACUGGGCUCCCAAACUCCGACAAGGAUGGGUUUCCAGCGGGGCGUGUACAUGUUCUUUGUGGAUGUUGAAUGAUUUGCUGUGGAGGAAAAGGGGGUAGGGAUUUCUUGUCUUCAUACCAAAACCACUGUCGUGACUUGAAUUGGCCCAACGUUUCACCCUGAGUGCCAUAUGAGGGGAUCAUGCUAAGAAAUGUAUCUUGUUAACAUGGACUAUGCAAUAUUGUUUAGAAGUUCUGCGACAAACAUGUUUGAGGUCCCCGGUAAGAACUACUGUAAUGAUUUGUUUUAACAAUCACUUUAAAAAUAUAUAAUUGCCUUUGUGCACUGAAACAUACGCUUAUAUAUUUUAAAUCUUAUUUUAAAGUUAUUUUCUUUUUCUUAGAAGGUAGCUAAGCCACGUAUUCAUUUCUGCUACCUCUGUUGGACUUUCAUGUGGCUUUCUUCUGUUUUAAUAGCAAGUUGAAGUGAUCUAUUUAUUCAUCUUCUCAGCCCAGGCACAUGACAAUCACGUCAUCAGUAAGUCGCUUUUCUUAUUUUGCUUGUUUUUCUAGUCUUGUUUUGCUCUUCAGUCUUGCAGAUUAUUCUGAAAUGCCUUACAGAGUAUUGCCUUGACCAAAUAAAAAAAAAGUUGUUCCCAA